Messenger RNA from Drosophila nasuta, 1058 nucleotides. RefSeq names its product Ubiquitin-like domain-containing C-terminal domain phosphatase 1 (gene Ublcp1). Gene Ontology annotation, molecular function: protein serine/threonine phosphatase activity; protein binding. NCBI's taxonomy places the organism in Eukaryota, Metazoa, Arthropoda, Insecta, Diptera, Drosophilidae. The coding region runs from base 14 to 982 and encodes 322 amino acids. Gene Ontology annotation, biological process: regulation of proteasome assembly; protein dephosphorylation. The record is from RefSeq and is a predicted model, not a curated record. The transcript is spliced from 2 exons. Gene Ontology annotation, cellular component: nucleus.
UUCUAAAAAAAAAAUGACUGAAAUAAAGGAAAUGGUAGUUAUUGUAAAAUGGAGUGGCAAGGAGUACCCGCUGACUGACCUCACCGACCAGGACACCGUUGAGGUGCUGCGCCACGAAAUCUUUCGAAAAACACAAGUGCGUCCGGAACGCCAAAAGCUGUUGAAUCUGAAGCACAAAGGCAAACCCGCUGCUGACAAUAUUAAGCUAUGCAAUCUGGAGCUCAAGCCCAAUUUCAAGCUGAUGAUGGUGGGCUCAACGGAGGCGGACAUCGAGGAUGCCUGCAGUCUGCCCGAGGACAUUGGCGAGGUCAUCGAUGACUUUGACGAUGCCGAGGAGCGGGAGGAAAGCGUGGAGAACUCAGCCGUGUAUCUUGCAAAGGUGCAGCGACGUGUUCGAGACUACAAAAUCGCUGAGUUGUCGCCGGCACGCGAAGGAAAACAUUUGCUAGUGCUGGACAUCGAUUACACGCUCUUUGAUCAUCGCUCGCCGGCAGAGCAAGGCACAGAACUGAUGCGUCCGUACUUACACGAGUUCCUUGCUUCCGCUUAUGAGCACUAUGAUAUUGUCAUCUGGUCCGCAACCAGCAUGCGUUGGAUUGAAGAGAAGAUGCGUUUGCUCGGUGUGACUACGAAUGAAAACUACAAGAUCAUGUUCUACCUCGACUCGAAUGCAAUGAUCUCAGUGCAUGUGCCAGAUCGUGGUGUGGUGGAUGUGAAGCCAUUGGGCGUCAUCUGGGGACUGUACAAACAGUAUAGUUCCAAGAAUACGAUUAUGUUCGAUGAUAUACGUCGCAAUUUCAUGAUGAAUCCCAAGUCUGGUCUCAAAAUUCGUCCAUUUCGCCAGGCGCACUUGAAUCGCAACAGUGACAAGGAGCUGCUCAAGUUGUCCAAGUAUCUGCGCCAGAUUGCACUCUACUGCAAAGACUUUAAUCAGCUCAAUCAUCGCAAGUGGGAGCACUACGAUCCCAAGAAGAGCUCUUAACUAAAUCUCUCCUCGCUUGUUUGUAAGAUUCGCUUAAUUUUUAUUCAAUUAAAAUGUAUUUUUUAACGCUUCGUAA